AUGACAAAUACGCAGGCUAGUAUCAUUCAUGAACUAGCUGAUUUGCUUCAUAUAAAUGGUCAUCGCGUAUUGCAAGGGGAGAGUAAAGUGUGUUUUACCAGUGAUUCCUUAACAUUAUUAUCCGCUUAUUUUCAAGUUCUUAAACUAGAUACACCACUUAGUAAUGGAAGAACAGACUUGAUGCCACAUGAAAAUUCAUUAGGAAUACCAACAAAUUGGAGGAUAGACAAUAAAUUAAAAGAAGAUCUUUUAUUCCUAAAUGAUUUUCUAAAAAAAACUAUUGCUGUAAUUCAUAAUUCGACAACAUUACAAGGAAGUAUUCAUUUAUAUCUAUUUCAAAAUGUUGUAUGUUUGGAAUUGAAGAAGAUCCCUUUGCACAUGACAACUGGUCUGUCUCUAUUGCGAAAUCAAUUAGAAACAUUAAUUUGUUCUCAAUCAAUAACAAAAGUAGAAGAAUUAUUAAACGAUUGUGGUGGUGAUCAUGCAUUGAUGAACCCUUGGCCUCGUUUAAAAGGUUUAUUUCUUAGUCACAAUUUUAUUGAACGUUUUGAUCGUUCUUUGACAUCACUCAUUGCACUUGAAGUACUCGAUGUGAGUCAUAAUCGUUUACAUGACUGUUCAACAAUAUUUGACUUUCUUCCAAAACUUCAACAUUUAAAUUUAUCAUGUAAUCUUUUACGCGUUAUUCCUGUUUGGUCAAUGAACAGUACCGAAUGUAAUCUGUUAACAUUGAAAAUGAGACAAAAUCGUAUUGAAAGUGUAACAGGAAUAGAUUUGAUGAGCUCAAUUGAAGAAUUGGACUUGAGUGAAAAUUUUAUAACAACCAUACCACAACAGUUACGUUUAAUGACAAAAUUGAAAAAGGUCAAUUUAGCUGGAAAUCCAAUAUCCUAUCAUAGCAAUUAUCGACAAGAAAUUUUAAUGAAUUUGCCUCUUGAAUGUGCCAAUCCUGAAAGAAUAUUUUAUAUUGACGAUCGACGACUAACAUCGAAAGAUAAAUAUGUAAUUCCACGAAUGCGUCCUGCAGCUAGGACACAGCUGGCACUUUAUUCGUCAGGUAUAUCAUCACAAACUCAAAGUGAAUCUACAACAGAAGCAUCCGAGUCAGUAGUGUCGAAUUCAACUGGAACCAUUGUUUCACGUCGAAAACCUCGUCGAAGAAGGAAAGAUCGUUUUUUGCAUUCAACGGAUAAUGAUGAAACUGUUACUGAGCAAGGUACCUCUAGGUCUGGUUCUGAGACCGAACUUAUUAAACAUCAGUUAGAAAAAUUGAAAGAAUCAAGACAAAAAUUUGGUCAGGAUUGGUUGUUAACACAGACAAAUUUUGAUACAACGAUAAAUGUUGGUAAUGGUUAUAAUGAACAACAACCGAUAACAACGGUAAUUAGUGAUGAACAAGAUUUGGCUGAAAUUGAAACAACUGUAAUUAUUCAAUCUCCAAAGAAAAGGAAGACUCCACGUAUGAAACGAAAUUCUGGAUCACUGAAUCAACUGGUUUUUCAAGUGGUUGACGAUGGGAAUAGUACGGAUCAGCAAUAUCAGACAAUGCUAUCUGAAACAGAAUCACAACGCUCAGAUAGUGUAAAAACCACAUUCAUUGUCAGUGUUCAAUUGACUCCUUCAAUAACAGAUAUGAGUACAAGUCAAGAAUAUUCAGCUAUUGUUGAAAUUAGCGCAUUGCAUCUUAUUGAAAAAGAUGCUGCAGAAGAAUGUUUGGCACAAAUAAAAUAUUCAUCAAUCAAUUUGAAAGAUAAUAGUCAUAGCAGUGAUAAUAAAAUUGUAGAAUUCACAUGGGAACAUCCUACUGGAAAACGCGAUUUAAGGCGAUACGUAUUUGAUACAGUGAACGAUCGUGAUUCUUUUAUUGAUGAAAUUCAGCGCUUUCUUAAACCUGCUGUGACAAGUGUACAAGAAUUAAUACAAUAUGAGUGCGGCAAUACGUUUACAUCAUAUUACAGUGAUCAAACACUAUGUCCUACUUGUUUAAAUUUUCCACUAGGAUCAGCAACUAUGACAUCCAUCGCGAAUGAUGAUGAUAAAAUAACGACGAAUAGUGAAAAUGAUGAUGACGAAGAAGUGGACAACUUUAAUAAAGCUGAUUUGAAUCAUCGAUUGCAUUUACAUUUAGCCGUUGAUCAUUUUCAAGCAGAAAAAGAAGAUAUCAAACUUCAUUUUCAAUGUUCAGUAGUUUAUUCCAAAUUAAGUUUAUGUUUUAUUGCACAAACGAUAUUGACAACACGUGCAAUUUAUAUAUUUCGUCAUGAAAAAUCACAAAUUAAUAGUGAGAAUAUUGAAGAUGAAUAUAUAUUAGUUAGUAAAGAUAAUAUUGAAAAUAUUCUUAUGUUGGAUGUUGGUUAUCGACAACAAAUAUUUACAAUUGAAUUUCAUUCCGGUGCAUUUGCGUUUUUAAUUGGUGAUCCGAAAAAAACACAAGUGUAUGUCAAUGGAAUAUUGGGGAUUCUAUCACCAUUCGUUGAGCGAGGUGAAAGUGCAUUACAACAAAUAAGUCGUAUCAAUUCAGAUAUGUAUAGAAACAAACUAUUUGAUAUCAUUAAGCGAGAAUGCGAUGUUGACGAACCUAGUGAUGAAAUGAUUGAUUUUUAUACGGUUAUGAUACGCUUAGAAGAUGAAAAGCGUUUGCCAAUUGCUUUGCUAUUAUUUAAAAAGUGGAUUUUGAUGAUAGAAGAUGAAUAUCAGAUAAUUAAUUCAAGACAUGUUCGUUUACCAUCACAGUCGUCAUCUACCUACGAAAAAACACAUAAAUUCAAAUGUAAUCUAAUGCAUAUUUUAAAUGUGACUGUUUAUAAACAACGACCUAAUUGUUUUAAAAUUGACUAUGUUGACGAAUCUGAAACACAAAACAAUUCAUGGGAACUAGAAAGUACGACAAUUUCUAGUAAAAAAGAUUUUAUCAAACAACUCUAUUCUGUAUAUGAAAAACUAAUGCAUGUAGUGUUACCAGAAAAAAUUGAGGAUUAA
This is a messenger RNA of Didymodactylos carnosus, 2979 nucleotides long. The record is from the annotation of a GenBank genome assembly. Lineage: Eukaryota; Metazoa; Rotifera; Eurotatoria; Philodinida; Philodinidae.